CGGUCACUCUGCUUCAAGGGGUCCCGCUAGGGACGAGCUGUUUGAAUAUGAAAUUUAAGCGGAUACAAUAGAGAGAUUGAAAGGGACCAGCUUUCCGACAGCACGAGAAAUUGAGGCAAGAAAAUACGGAUUUCUUCUUGGAAGUACUUUCUACCGCCGCGAAGACUCAGAAUGAACGGCACUGCUUUGGUCUGAAUGAACACGGGAUCACAGGGCACUAAGUGGAUUGAAUGAGCAGAUGAACGAGAGAGAAGGAGGGAGAGAAGAGACGAGAGAUUAUAGACUAAUCCAGGACUCGACCAAUCCCCGUCUAGCCCUUUUUUUUCUCAGGAUGCAGACAAACAUCGGCAGGGAUUAUUGUGUUUCGUUAACUGCCUUUUAAAGAAUUAGCAUUUUACAGCAUUGGCUGUGUGCUUUGGGAGGCCUGGGAUCUCGGGCUGCGGCGUUUGCUAAACUCUGAAACAAAAGAUCAGGAGGAAGAAGCUGAGCUGCCAGACAGAGAGCAGCGUGGAGGUCAGGUCAUCUGCCGCGCAAGAGUCUCUCCCAGAUCUGCAGCGUUUGGAGGGACACCAGGAGGUGAAACCACAGCACCUGUUCCUGGGGCCAGAGAACAGGGAUCUGCCCCCUCUGGGAUCUGCCCCCUGGUAAACCUACCCAUCCGGAGAGGAACUACAGGAAUAUACAGGGCUUCAGAGCUGCAGGAGCAGCUGGUUUUAUUAAGUGCAUUUUUUUUAGAUAAAUGAAGGGGGCCGGUAAUAACAAACUUGCAUUUAUUUUGUAUUUCCCAAUGUUAUUGUGAAGGGAAAUAAAUUCUAAUUGACACAUAUAGGGGUAGAACGUGAACAUCGAUAAGAGACCUUGUGACAGCUUAAAAUCUCCUUGAGUGCAUAAGUGCUGUGGAGAGAAAGGCGGUGGUCCGUUAACUAAGCUGUUUUGGGUGCAUAUGUGGCAUGUUUAACGGUAAGCAACUUUAGGACUGUUUAGCUCUGGGAAACAUUCCUGUGACACCCACGGACGGGAGGGGUUUUAUUGUUGAAGCCAUUGUUUUGUGAGAACGAUGAGACCAGCUGCUGAUGGUCCAUGCUUCUCAGAGCGUUUCCGUGGGAACUGGUCCAGGUGGAGGUAAAGAAGGAUCAGAAUUAAGAGCAAACAGAAAAGUGCUUUAAAACCAUCAAAACCCUAUUACUGUUCCCGGACAAGUAAAACAAGUGACUGGGCUUCCUGUGCAAAUGCGUAUAACCGCUCCCACCAGCUGUGUGUAAAAUGUAAAGACAAACAUAUACAUUUACACAUCUAGAGAUAUCCACUCCAAUCAGGUUAACUAGAUUUUUAGUAUUUGUCGACAUAGGAAAUAUACUUUCCUUGAAACCUUGGCUUUACACUGUAUUUCAAAUAUCAUGGAAUCUUUGGGCGGAAUUUUGGACGCAUGUCCACCAGGGCACAGGCCACUGGUGCAGGCUAGCUUAUAGUGUGAAACUGGGACUGAAAAAGGGUUGUGCUGAAUUAAACCUUUUUUUUCAUCUAAAACAUUUCACCUAAGAGGAUGCACACAUCCUUAGGGUUAGUUCUGUAAUAGGAUGCAGGAUCAGAGAAUGAUCAAUUAGCAUUUUCAGCAAAUGUCUGAAUGACAUUUUUUGCCUAAAUGUGAAACUAUUGACUGCCAGUGGUAUACAAACUGGGAAGAAGCUUAAUGCCGGUUACUUGUGCAGACUUUUUGUGUAGCUGUUCAUAGCCAGGGGAAAGCAGAAAAGCCAUUUGUUGUUACAAGCAAGAUCCCAAAAUAAAAACUACAUACUACUAAGUUAGACCACAGGUAUGUAAUAAAACCAAAUGCAUUUCUGAUACAAGCAAAAAAAAGGUAACAAUAUCCCUGUGGAUUUUUGAACGAGUAAUUUUUUUUUUUUUGAGUGACUUUCAUGCAUUUUUGGAAACAUUGUAGAAAUAUUUUUCCUGCAGAACCACAGAGAUAUUUUCUUCAAGAACCGCACAUUUCUCAGAACGGAGCUUUUUAAACCAAACCAGCGGAGCCCAGCCUCGGAAGACAAUUCCUGGCAUCAUUUGUCCUUUUUAUCAAGACUAAAAUCUGAUAGACCGUGGUCAUAAAACAGACACAGGACAUGGACCGCAGAGUGUGAGCGGACAUUUAAGAGAGCAGUUAAUAAACAACGGACGACGCUCGUCUUUUUGCUCGUCUUCUCGUGUCUCCACGGUGAACUCUGAGUAACUCCAAAUAUCGUCUUCCUUAAUUUUGAGGACUUCCUCUAUUAUUUCAAACUCUCAGUAGGACAUCCAAAAACAACAGGCGGCUCUAAACAAUAUCAAAAGCUUUAUGCCUGGAAAAUAUUUGCUGCUUGACCUGGAAGAAUUGAUUGUACGCUGGCUUUGCAGUGCAUGAUUGCUGGGAGCCACUUUACGUUCGGAGGGGAUUUUCGGUCUGUCCGUGGGUCCCUCGUUCGUCAGACUUGGAAGGGACUGCUCCUGCUCUUCUUUGUUGGGGAUUAAAAGUUUUUUUUUUUUUACUCCUCUUUCUCACUUGCCUGUUGAUAAUAAUCGUGCUGUUCUGGUGACCCUGCCAUGAGUCUGGGGAAGCUUCCGGGGAUAAAGGGCCUGGUGUCCGGCUCCCAGGGGAAGCGGCGCUUUAAGAACGACCUCUCGGUGGACAUGAUCAGCCCGCCUCUCGGGGACUUCCGGCACACCAUGCACGUGGGCCGCGGCGGCGACGUGUUCGGCGACACCUCGUUCCUUAGCAACCACGGCGGGGCGGGCAGCGGGGACGGCGAUUCGGGGGGCUCCAAAACCGCCAAGUUCUUCUCCCGCACGCUGCGGCACGUGCGCAAGACCCCCGUCCGGCCCCGGGGGGGCUCCCGCGACCUGUCCUCGCCCCCCCCGCCCGUCUCCCCCAUCAUGAAAAACGCCAUCUCCCUGCCGCAGCUCAACCUGGAGAACGGCUGCCUGCGGAGGGCGCUGUUCCCCGUCUCGCCCAGCUGCCCGGAGGGCUCCACGUUCUCCUCCUACGGUCUGCAGUCGGGGUUCGUCACCCUUCCGCGCCUCUCCCGCGCCGACCGCCAGGCGCAGGACUACUCCGCGGCCUCGGACUUCCGCCGCAACUCCUUCUCGGACGACGGCGACUGCUCCCUGCCGCGCUCCGACUCCAUGACCUCGUUCGUCGUGGACCUGGGGCCCUCCCUCAUGAGCGAGGUGUUCGGCGUGAUCGACAGCCCCAACCACGUCCACGCGGCCGAUCGCAGCUGGGAGGAGGAGGAGGAAGAGGAGGAGGAGCAGACAAGCUCCACCCCUGAGCCGCCAGCCGACGCCCCUUCUGUUAACUCGCCCUUCCUGUCGCCGCUGAGACCGGGCAGGGCGGGCGGGGGGAGCUCUAGAGACGGAGAGGAGGCGGGAGAGAGCGGCGAUCCUCUCAAAAUGGCCGCCCCUGACGAGGUCACGCGGUCCCCCUCCAGAGAAGACCCGGGCAUGGCGCCCGAAAGGUUCAAAAUGGCCGCCCACGUACUGGCACGGCAUUACAGCACCGGCGGGAUCUCACGAGGGCCAGAGCAGACUGGAGAGGAGGACUGCCCGGGCUCCGCGAAUAACUCCUCCAUCUGUUUCCAGGAGAGGGCGCCCUAUGCCUACGCGGAGGACGAGGACGAAAUCAAGGUGUGAGCAAAAAAGGAAGAAAGAGCCCCAGCGUCUCAUACCUGCACCUGCGCCCCUGCCCGUGCGCCUCGUCUGCCCCCUUAGGGGCUCCCCGAAAGAGCUUCAUACAGUUUAAAAACAAAAACAACAACCUGAAAAUACACAGCCUGAAUAGCCCUGUUAAAUGAGUACCAGAAAAGAGUCCUGGACCUAAUUUUAAUAACAGUCCUUUAAUUAUUAAUGACCACUAUUAAUUGGUGCAGAUUUGAGCGUGCCGAGGUAACCCAGUGGCAGCUGAAUUUAACGGGGUGCUGCUGCCUUUCCAAACUUCGUUACACUUCACCUCGUUUUUUUAAUAACAAAAAUGAUUUGUGUAAAGUUAAAGAGAGUCUGAAAUUGCUUUGUUUCAUUCAAAAUUAUUUCAUAAAGCAACCCCGUUCUUGUGAUUCAAACAUUCAAGCCCACAGGAGAAAUCUUCAGUUUUGUGAUGAAGUAAAACAGGAACAAGCCUCUGAUGGAUUUCACCUCUGAAACCGACAUGCUUGUUGAGCAGCAAAGAUACAAAGUCUGGACAUUUAUCAGUUCAAACUGGCAACAGUAUAUCAAUUCACAGAUUAUAUCACGAUCAAGAUUAUGUUCUUUUUCAUUAUUGGCAUUUGGCAUUUGGCUUGUUUGAACAUACAUGAUAAUGUAUAAAUAUGUAUAAAAUGUGUAUAUGAUGCUGAUUAAUACUGCUCCAGGAUGGGAGAAGAUCAUUACACUACUAUGCAAUCUCUGUGAAAGGGAGCGUGAGAAAGAGAUUUGACAGGAACAGAGAGGACUCUGUCAGGUGGAUGGUCAUUCACCACCCCGCUCACAUCUGCUGACAGAUGCCAACAGACACAGAGCCUUGGCCUAUUUAUCUUCUGCUCGCUCGUAUGCCACUGUUCUCACUCAGUGCUGAGCUCAACUCUGCUAAAGAGCCUUUUUCGGCCAAUGGGAAUGCUCCUCUCCACACUCUUCAAGGAAGGGCUAUCCCGCAUGCACGCCGACCAGGACAAAACUUUCUAUGUUGACUGAAGUUGAGUGAAAAUGAAGUGGAUUUAAAAAGGGAAAUGAAAUUAUUCACUUUCAGUAUUGCUGUAGUUUUAACCAACAGGCAAGUGGGUCACGGGAAUUACGCAAUAAUGGGAUUUUUUAAUUUUUUUUUUUUUUAGCAAUGCUGUACGUUGGGAAACUGUCUGUGCAGAAUGCUUUACAGCAGGUGGCUGCCUGGCGUGAGAACUGGCUCUAUGGGAUCUGGAGGUGCGCUCUUCUGACAGAAGAAGGAUUUUUAUCACCCUUUCGAAACAUGAAAUCUUCAUCGACUACUUACGAGCGAGCGAGCUUCUCUAAUGCAGGUGGAACAAGUUUACCCGGGGGGG
Messenger RNA from Conger conger (European conger), 5036 nucleotides. It is a transcript of the gene cdc42ep1b, whose product is annotated as CDC42 effector protein (Rho GTPase binding) 1b. NCBI's taxonomy places the organism in Eukaryota, Metazoa, Chordata, Actinopteri, Anguilliformes, Congridae. The record is from RefSeq and is a predicted model, not a curated record. Bases 2575 to 3660 code for a protein of 361 amino acids. The transcript is spliced from 3 exons.